GUCAUCCUCCCCGCUCCCCCCCAGCCUUUGCCCAUCCGACUAGUCGGCCAUUUGGUCGACAAGAUAUAGAAUAUGUUGAGGUUAGGGACGAAGAGGGCAUUCCGGACUGGUGCCCGUCGUGGCUUCCAGACAAGCGCAAAACGAUCGGCGGACGUCACACUCACAAUCGAUGGAAAGACCGUUACUGUACCACAGGGCACCGCGCUCAUCCAAGCGUGCGAAGCUGCAGGCGUAACGAUUCCUAGGUUUUGCUACCAUGAUCGGCUUGCUAUUGCAGGUAACUGUCGUAUGUGCUUGGUCGAGGUUGCACGAUCUCCCAAACCCAUUGCAUCAUGCGCGAUGCCUGCCAUGCCUGGUGCACAGGUGUUCACUAACACUCCAAUGGUCCACGAAGCGAGGGAGGGCGUAAUGGAGUUCCUGCUCUCGAACCAUCCGCUAGACUGCCCGAUCUGUGAUCAAGGUGGCGAGUGUGACCUACAGGACCAGUCAAUGCGUUACGGCUCGGAUCGAUCAAGAUUCCAUGAGAUUGUCGGCAAGCGCGCUGUAGAGAACAAAGACUUCGGUCCGCUUGUCAAAACAUCCAUGAACCGGUGUAUCCAGUGCACACGCUGUGUACGCUUCGCAAACGAGGUUGCUGGUGUCGAGGAGCUGGGCACGACCGGUCGUGGUAAUGACCUUCAAAUCGGUAUGUAUGUCGAGAAAGUGAUGGACUCCGAGCUGUCGGGGAAUAUCAUCGAUCUUUGUCCUGUUGGUGCCCUGACCGCAAAGCCAUAUGCCUUCCACGCUCGACCGUGGGAGUUGAAAGACACCGAGUCGAUCGACGUAAUGGAUGCCGUAGGGUCGAACAUUUUGGUUCAAUCUCGCGGUCCGAAAGUUAUGCGUGUCCAACCUCGGACCAACGACGAUGUUAACGAGGAGUGGAUCAACGAUAAAACGCGUUACGCAUAUGAUGGCCUCCAGUUCCAGAGGCUCAUGACCCCGCUCAUUCGGCAGGGCGACCGAUUCGUCCCUGCCUCCUGGGAGGGUGCGCUCACGACUGUGCGUGAAGGCCUUGCCAGUUCUGGUGCGAAUGGCAACGAGAUCAAGGCGAUUGCAGGUGGUCUAGCUGACACCGAGUCGAUGGUCGCGCUCAAGGACUGGAUGAACCAGCUCGGCUCUGACAACACCGCGCUCGAUUGCCCCGGUGGAUCCGAGCCCCCUGCCACUGGCGUCGAUGUCCGUGCCAACUACCUUUUCAAUGCCACUAUCCCUGGGCUCGAAGAGGCAGACGCAAUCCUGCUCGUAGGCACGAAUCCCCGACACGAGGCUGCCGUCAUGAACAGCCGCAUUCGCAAAUCUUACCUUCAUACCGGCCUUGAGGUCGGCUUCAUUGGCGAGCGGGUCGAGACCACCUACGAAUACGACUACCUCGGUGCAGAUCUCAAGGCGAUCGAAACGUUUGCAAAGGGCAAGCAGGGCUUUGCGGCUAAGUUCAAGCAGGCUAAAAAGCCCUUGAUCAUCGUUGGAUCCGCCCUGACGGAGCAUCCGGAUGGGAAGGCGGCGCUGAAAACGCUUGCUGAGUACGUACAGGAUAACAAGGCCAAGCUAUUGAAUGCCGAGUGGAACGGAUUCUGCGUUCUCCAGCGGAACGCUUCUCGCGCUGCUGCAUAUGACAUUGGGUUUGUUCCGAGUGCUGCGGCUGCCAAGACCACCCCUAAGUUUGUCUACCUCCUUUCUGCUGACGAUGUCGACCCCAAAACAAUCCCCGAGGAUGCGUUUGUGGUUUAUCAAGGGUCGCACGGCGACCUUGGCGCCCAAAUUGCCGAUGUCGUGCUGCCGGGUGCGGCCUACACCGAGAAGGGAACUACAUGGGUCAAUACGGAGGGGCGGGCGCAGAUGGGUAGGGCGGCCGUCUCCAUUCCAGGCGCGGCGCGUGAGGACUGGAAGAUUAUCCGGGCCCUAUCUGAAGUCUGCGGCGAGGCCCUACCUUACGACGACAUCGUUCAGCUGCGCGAUCGAAUGUGGGAAGUUUCGCCUACAUUGGUACGGUUCGACACUAUCGAGCGAACCUCUGUAGAGGUCGCCCAGUUCGGCCUCGCUCAGCUGGCUAGCGCGUCCACGCCAGCUAAAGCGAGUGGCAAAACAUUUGAAAAGCCGAUCAAGAACUUCUACAUGACUGAUCCGAUUUCCAGAGCGUCCGUCACCAUGGCGCAAUGCACGAGGGCGUUUGUCAAGGGUGAGGACUACGGAUUCUCAAAAGACGAGACGGCGGAGCAGGCCUCGUUUGCAUAAUUUAACCGGGGGAAUCUUGGGGAAGCAUCAUCUGCGGACUAGGUACCCUGGAUGAAGUACCUACCCUUGAAUACUCUGGUCGUGUGGGCGCGAAAGCGGACUAGGGCAAUAAGGUGUAUUGUAGAAUAUCAGAAAA
This is a messenger RNA of Dacryopinax primogenitus, 2407 nucleotides long. RefSeq names its product NADH-ubiquinone oxidoreductase. The record is from RefSeq and is a predicted model, not a curated record. Gene Ontology annotation, molecular function: iron-sulfur cluster binding; NADH dehydrogenase (ubiquinone) activity. NCBI's taxonomy places the organism in Eukaryota, Fungi, Basidiomycota, Dacrymycetes, Dacrymycetales, Dacrymycetaceae. Gene Ontology annotation, biological process: ATP synthesis coupled electron transport. The transcript has 11 exons. The coding region runs from base 73 to 2271 and encodes 732 amino acids. Gene Ontology annotation, cellular component: membrane.